AUGGCUAUUGCGUUCAGAGCACUGCGGUUACUCUGCAGCAGCAGCGAUGAGCUGAUAAACGACGGUGUGGUGGUUGUUCGCGAUCGCAAAAUCGACAACGUUGGACCAUGGAGAACGAUACAGCCUUCUCUCCCCCGAGACGUUACCGUUAGGGACCUUGGUGACGUGACGUUGAUGCCGGGGCUCUUCGACUGCCAUGUACAUUUGCAGAUGGACCCUUCAAAGAUUAACACCUCCACCGCUAUCACUCUAACAGACGACGAGCUACUUCCCCUUAUGCAAACCAAUGCGCUGCGACUUUUAGAUGCCGGUGUAACAACAGCACGCGACCUAGGUUCACGUGGUAUCACGGCCGUCCACCUCCGCGAUAAAAUUAAAGCCGGAGAGGUCCCUGGACCACGCCUGCAGUGCGCCAAUGCCCCCUUGACAGUGGCCGGAGGGCAUUGCCACGCCAUGGGUGGAGUUUGCGAGGGCGUUGAAGGUGUUCGAGAAGAGGUCAGGAAGAGAGCAGCCGAGGGGGCUGAUCUCAUCAAGGUCAUGUCUACCGGGGGGUUCAUGACAGCCGGCUCACACCCAUCCCAGGCACGUUUCACACAAGAGGAGAUGAAUGCCAUCAAGGAUGAAGCCAGAAAAUUCAAUCUUCCAGUCACUGCCCAUGCUAUGGGUAUUGAAGGCAUCGAACGCGUGGCAAAUGCCAACUUCGACACGGUGGAACAUUGUGCCUGGAUCAACCGCGAGGGCCGGGCUGUUUUCGAUGCCGAUGUCGCCCGGAAGCUUUUAGACAACAACAUAGCUGUGUGCCCAACGAUGAAUAGCGCUUGCAUCGAGAAGCAUUACUUUUGCCCAUGGGAUAAGCGGGCUGUUGUAGUAGACAACUGGGUAUCCCUACGAAAGGCCAAUAUCAAGAUCUUCAUGGGUACCGAUUCAGGCAUUGGUCUUUGUCGUUUUGAACGCUAUGCCGACGGUCUUACCGUGAUGGCAGACGCAGGGUAUACAAAUCGGGAGUUGAUUGCGGCGGCGACCGAUGUGGCAGCUGAAGUCUGUGGCUUGGCAGGCGAGACUGGCAAGCUGGAACCUGGACUUGCGGCUGAUCUCGUCGCCUUCGCUGGAAACCCGUUGGAGGAUCUGAAUGCAUUUUUCGCACCGAAAUUUGUCAUGGCUUCCGGUCGAGAACACAAGCUCACCCCAAUUGAGCCCAUUGGCGACAAUGCAGAAGCUGGUGCUCUAACGGUAAAGCUGCUUAAGCAAGGUGCUGGCCUCCAAGAGGACAUUCCUAUCCAGAGAUAG
Molecule: messenger RNA, 1287 nt
Organism: Clonostachys rhizophaga
Lineage: Eukaryota; Fungi; Ascomycota; Sordariomycetes; Hypocreales; Bionectriaceae
Source: the annotation of a GenBank genome assembly